CAUACUACAACAUAGUCACAAUGUACGUUGAUUUGCUUCAGUUUCUUUAGUUUAGUUUAGUUUAGCUGAAUGAACUCCACAAGCAGCAAAGAAAUAGAAUAAAAUCAGAUUCUUUUCUUUGUUGUCGAAGUAGUUCGCCAGUCAUAUUACUGAUAACGUUACGUGAUAUUGGACAUGGAGACUGCUCCGAUACGGUAGCGUUCAAAUCAAUGGAACAUUAGUGCAAAGUGGGACGCUGAAUUCUAGGACUCGCGGCAAGGUCGUCAUCUCGAUCUAAAUGGCAGGUGUUCACGCACACUACGUGGAAAUUCUCAGCGUUGCCUCGUGAAGCAGAAGCAGUAGCGUACUAACCCAGAAUACCUCAGUUCUCGACACUGCCCGCUGACAGUUUAGCGCGGGCAGAAUGGAGGAUGAUGACUAUUUCCACUACAUGCAUUCGGAUGAUGGCGAUAUGACGGCGGAUGAGCAGGCACGCUUCAUGUACGCUUAUGACUAUGAUUUCCGCGACCCGGAUAUGGCGUCGCAGAUGUACGGUGGCAGCACCGGAACGUUCAACACCUGGUCGCAGUUCGCGUUCACCUUUCCACAGUGCUUCUACCCGACCAUGUACCAGAUCAUUCCGCUGAUGAUGCGCACUGUCGGUAUGGCGUUGGCGCUGCGCGUGGCCGUCCUGCUGCGCUUUCCGCCGACUCUUGUCCACAUGCUGUCCGGCGGCCUGGGCAUUCUCGCAGUCUGGCUGCAGUUCGGCUGGCCGGGCAUACGGGCGUUUGUGCCGUUCGAAGCGCUCGGCUACGCUACGUACCGAUUGAGCCCGAGGCACCGAGGUCCCGUCACAGCUCUCUUUGCCCUGACGUACUUACUGACAUGCGAGGCUUUCCUCUAUGAUGCUGUGAGAUGGCACAGUUGGAGAGGGUCCCUGAUGAUAGUCGCCAUGAAAAUGUUGUCGGUGAGCUUUGAUGCGGACGGCUCUCGCCUGCCCACAGACUUAUCGCCCGUGAAGCACGUCGGCUUCUGCUUGUCCUCGGUGGCCGUCAUGUUCGGACCGUUCAUGACCUAUCAGACGUAUGAGCAGAUACUGCAGCGGCCGCCCGUGACAUUUGGGUGGAUCUUCGCCAUGGUUCGCCUGAGCGUCAUUUCCUUUGUUUGCCUCGUCGUUUCCAGCUGUGCAAUUCCCUACAUAUUGACCGAGUCAGCUCACAAGUGGGCGCUGGCGUUCUCCGUAGCAGGUGCCUUUCACUACAGUCACUACUUUGUAUGCUAUUUAUCGGAAUUAUGCGCUGUGGCUGCUGGACUGGGAGCUAGGCAACGAGCAGAUGGAUCUUGGUCCUGGGAUGGACUUCCAGUAGUGCGAAUGUACAACGUUGAGUUGCCUCGCUCACUGGUGGAAGUUGUCACCAAUUGGAAUAUUGCGAUGCAUGUCUUCUUGAAGAACUAUGUGUACAAGCCGACACGCCACCUGGGGCAGUUCAUUGCCGUCUUGGCAACGUACUUUGCCAGCUCCAUCCUCCACGGUCUCAAUUUUCAGCUAUCUGCUGUUCUGUUUUCCAUCGGAGUCUUUGCUUACAUUGAGAAUGGGGUACGUUACAAGCUGGCUGGUUGUCUUGAUGCUUGCAUCAUGGCCCGUGCUUGUAAGGAUGGGUGUGAGCAUCACCAUAAAUCGAGUCGUAUCUGGGUGCGCCUCAUCAACCUCUUCUUCAUGGCACUAGCCAUGUUUCAUUUAGCGUAUCUGGGCGUGAUGUUCGACAACUCUCAAAACCGAGAAAUGGGUCACAGCAUGGAGCACACGCUAAGCAAGUGGCGCAGUCUGGACUUUGCCAGUCACAUUGUGGCAUUUGCCUUCUAUCUACUCAGUGUGCUGCUACCAACACCGAAGAAAAAGACGGCUUAAGUACCCACCUCCCCAGACUGGAAAUGCAUAAAGUAGAGUUUCUCCAUCACAGACACCAGAGGACCAGGCUUAUAAUGUCCCGUAUAGGGGGACAGACUGGCUGUUCAUGCAGGUGUCCUGAGCACCCGCAGUAUUCUUUGGGGCUUGGCUUGGAUAACUGCUUCAAACUCCAUCCCGAUUCUGCAACUAUUCAUGUUCCAUGUUGUGCGACGCCCACAGUCACGCAUAUUUCUUGGAGAUUUCUUGAGAGUUUUCCAAUUCUACAGUAUAGGGAUAAAAUUAAUUCAGCUCUACCAGUUACUAAUGGAAAUUGAUCGAUCAACCACAACCAUAACUUAACUUACGGUAACUAAUUGUUUUGCUUUUCAUCUCCCACUGUUCUAUUUCGAUAUUAAUAUGAAAUGCCGGUCUACACUAGUUUCAGUCUGCCACUUGAAAUUUAAACUACAUUUUUCCCCCACCUUUCCCUCAACUAAUGAACUUUGUAUUGCAACUCAAUUUAUGAAAAGUAUUUGGCUGGACACACCCAUUUCAAACACUGCACAAGAACCAAUUCUUGCCGUUUAGGCGAUAUUGCCAUCAGGUAUUUGCAUUCCUAAAAGCAGCAGUUUCGAAACAAAACCCUAUCGCCAAAAACA
Sycon ciliatum is the source of this 2526-nucleotide messenger RNA. Its product is annotated as protein-serine O-palmitoleoyltransferase porcupine-like. The coding region runs from base 404 to 1888 and encodes 494 amino acids. Gene Ontology annotation, molecular function: Wnt-protein binding; palmitoleoyltransferase activity. The transcript has 11 exons. Gene Ontology annotation, biological process: Wnt protein secretion; protein palmitoylation; lipid modification. NCBI's taxonomy places the organism in Eukaryota, Metazoa, Porifera, Calcarea, Leucosolenida, Sycettidae. Gene Ontology annotation, cellular component: endoplasmic reticulum; membrane. The record is from RefSeq and is a predicted model, not a curated record.